Molecule: messenger RNA, 2492 nt
Organism: Amborella trichopoda
Lineage: Eukaryota; Viridiplantae; Streptophyta; Magnoliopsida; Amborellales; Amborellaceae
Product: T-complex protein 1 subunit zeta 1
Biological process (GO): protein folding
Molecular function (GO): ATP-dependent protein folding chaperone; ATP hydrolysis activity; ATP binding
Source: RefSeq, a predicted model, not a curated record
CGCCCUUCCACCUUAACCACCUAGCCUUAAGCCUAGUCCUAACACUGGUCUUGUAUGUGAGAGAGAAGUGUAUCAUCCUUUAUUUCUUAGAUGAAGGUUUACAACAUUUACUUUAAAACCCGAGUCGACCAGGAAGUUUGGCCAUCAAUUGCACCAUUGUGGAUUAGCACAAUCAGUUGAUUUGGAUUUGGUAUAAUCGGCAAUCCAACAAAAACAAAAAAGAAAAAUUUUUAUGGAACGGUGUUUUUUAUAGUUUUUAUGGUGAUUUAAAUUUUUAAAUAAUCACCAUCAUAGUAUUUUUCCAAAUAAUUUGGGACGGCUAGCGAGAGAAAGACCCUGAUUAGAGGGACGAAAAUCUGGUUCAGAGAGAGGGGUCUGGUUAGAAAGAGAAAGACCCUGUUUAGAGGGAGAAACAAGAAACCAGUGGUCUUUGUAAGUAAGCGAAGAUGUCUCUGAGAGUGCUAAACCCUAAUGCCGAGGUCCUCAACAAAUCUGCUGCUCUCCAUAUGAACAUCAACGCGGCUAAGGGUUUACAGGAUGUUCUCAAGACCAACCUUGGCCCUAAGGGCACCAUUAAGAUGCUUGUUGGAGGAGCUGGAGAUAUCAAGCUCACGAAAGAUGGAAACACACUCUUGAAGGAAAUGCAAAUUCAGAAUCCUACAGCAAUAAUGAUUGCAAGAACAGCUGUUGCCCAAGAUGAUGUAAGUGGAGAUGGUACAACAUCCACUGUGCUCUUUAUUGGUGAGCUUAUGAAGCAAUCAGAACGCUAUAUUGACGAAGGCAUGCAUCCGCGUGUUUUGGUGGAUGGUUUUGAAAUUGCCAAGCGAGCCACACUGGAGUUUCUUGAAAAGUUCCAAACCCCUGUUGUGAUGGGCGAUGAACCUGAUAAAGAGAUUCUUAAGAUGGUUGCAAGGACAACACUCAGGACAAAGCUAUAUGAAGCUCUGGCUGAUCAGCUGACUGACAUAGUCGUCAAUGCAGUGCUUUGUAUUCGCAAGCCCGAUGAACCCAUUGAUUUGUUCAUGGUUGAGAUUAUGCAUAUGCGCCACAAAUUUGAUGUAGACACACGCCUGGUGGAAGGUCUCGUCCUUGAUCACGGAUCCAGACAUCCAGAUAUGAAGAGGCGUGCUGAGAAUUGCCAUAUUUUGACUUGUAAUGUCUCAUUGGAGUAUGAGAAGAGUGAAAUAAAUGCUGGUUUUUUCUACUCAAAUGCGGAACAAAGAGAAAAGAUGGUUGCAGCUGAGAGGCGUCAAGUUGAUGAGAGAGUUAACAAAAUCAUUGAGCUGAAAAAUAAGGUUUGUACUGUGACUGAUGAUAACUUUGUUGUGAUCAAUCAAAAGGGUAUAGAUCCUCCAUCGCUGGAUCUUCUCGCGAAGGCUGGAAUUAUUGCUUUAAGGAGAGCAAAAAGGAGAAAUAUGGAGCGCCUUGUUUUGGCCUGUGGGGGAGAGGCAGUCAAUUCUGUUGAUGACUUGUCUCCAGAAUGCCUUGGAUGGGCUGGCCUUGUUUAUGAGCAUGUCCUUGGUGAGGAGAAAUACACGUUUGUAGAGAAUGUGAGGAAUCCCUCCUCAUGUACCAUCUUAAUCAAAGGGCCAAAUGAUCACACUAUUGCUCAGAUCAAGGAUGCUGUUCGUGAUGGUCUGAGAUCUGUAAAAAAUACAAUUGAAGAUGAAGCGGUAAUUUUGGGGGCAGGUGCUUUUGAAGUUGCAGCGAGGCAGCACCUAGUGAACAAUAUAAAGAAGACUGUCCAUGGGCGAGCACAGCUUGGGGUUGAGGCCUUUGCGGAUGCGCUUCUUGUUGUACCCAAGACACUGGCAGAAAACUCAGGUCUCGACACACAAGACGCUCUCAUUGGCCUUCAGGCUGAGCAUGAUAAGGGUAACAUUGUGGGGUUGAACCAUCACACUGGGGAACCCAUUGACCCCCAAAUGGAGGGUAUUUUUGACAACUACUCUGUGAAGCGGCAGAUCAUAAACUCUGGGCCUGUGAUUGCUUCGCAAUUGCUUCUUGUGGAUGAAGUUAUUCGUGCUGGCCGUAACAUGCGGAAGCCAACUUAGUCCCCGAGCUUGAAGAAAGUAAAUUUUUGUAACCAUGUCAUGAUUUUGUUUGGAUUUCUCGAGUUUAAGAUAACUAACUUGGAAGAGUGGGCAGAUUGUUGGGGUUUGCCUUGAGUGUGUGCGCGGUUCUUGUUUAGUGGGUGGGAAAAGCUCCAUCUUCUUGGAUCCUCUUCCAUGAUUAGAGUUUUGUGGGUGAUUUAGAAUGGGUAGGUCUGAAAUCUUUCUACUAUAUUGUUCUCUUUUUAGAACGGCAGAGACCAAAUGCUUGUGAAAUUUGUGGGCACUUUUUCCAUAUUUAGAAUGCUGUAUACUUGAGUCUCUCUCUCUCUAACAGAGGGUAAUCCAGGGUGGUUGCAAGUGUCUUCUCUUGUUUAAAGAAUGUUGCUUCUUAUUGAAAAGUAAUAAAUGGAACAUGGAUGAGAAAGCUUGUUUUCUAAA